AGAGAGGAGAGUGCGAGCCGAGUCUGAUCUAUAAAUACUUCUCCAUUGUCUUCUUCAAUCACUUUGUUCUCUAGCUUUCAUAUACAAGUUCGAAUCAUAAUUAGGGUUACGAAUUUGCUGCUUUGCUUUGCUGAUCAGAUAUUGAUCGUUUUCAUCGGAUUGUUUGGAUCAUGCAGAGUGUGAAGACGGUUUGGAGAUUUCGAGAUCACAAGUAAUUUGCUUGUUCACAUUAAAAAAAAAAACAAUGGAGGUAUAUGGAAAAUCACCCGUGAUUGGUUCUUCUGCGAAUGUUAUUUACUUGUCUGCAAUACUUGGUCGCGAUGGACCCGUCCCGUGUCACAAAUGUGACUGGAAAUGCGAGAACGAGCACGUUUGUGGGAACAUGUACCGUUGCAAACUAACCGGUUUGAAUCAUGUCUGUGACAAGAACUGCAACCAAAGGAUCUUGUAUGAUAACCAUAGCUCAUUGUGCCGAGCCAGUGGCCGGAUAUUCCCACUAUCACCGGCUGAGGAACAGGCGGUUAAAGGAGUCCGGAGGAAGCUUGAAGACGAGAGUCAACCUUCUGAAACCUGCGUUAAGCGUCGAAGGCGUGAUGCUCAGUUUCAUUCUUCUCCUUUUGAGAGGUCUUUCGCUGCCGUGAGCCCAAUCUGUAGCCAAGUUGGAGAUGGAAUGGAGAUGAAUUAAAGAUCUGUGCUGAUCUUUUUCUAUCUACGAGAGGCUUUUCUUUUUUGUCUCACUUAGAAUAAUAACUUCCUUGCCUUUUUUAAUUUUGGACAACUAUGCAAUAAGAGACAUUAUUCAUGUGCUCUUCCAGGGAGACUAGGUGUAGCUCCCUGUCUGAAGAAGCAUUUUUAUCUUAGUAUUGUUGAACUCUAUGUAGUAAGUUAACGUAGGAGAGUGACUUCAUAAUUCUGAUGCUCUGUUCUGAACAUUCUUGUUUUCAGAAUAAUAGGUGAAGUAGAAUAACACGCUUGUUUCAGCUUUUGCUAGUGAUCUCUUAUAAAUUCGGAGUUUUUUCCUUGUGUUUGGACACAGUGGUGAGACAGGCUUUGCUUAUCUGUGUUAUCUUGUUUUGGCUGGCCUUACUGUUAUAAGAUACCAUGGGUGAUUGCUGUAAGAGUUUUUUUUUUUUCUCACAUUGCCGACCAAUGCAGCAGCGUAGGUUUCGACCAGGUUCUUCAAGAUAAAGAAAUCGAUUUGGUUUGUCAUCCUGUUGAAUACUCCUUGAUCCUCUCAAUGAUUACAUGAUUGCAACCUCUACUUUGUUCAAGACCAUGUUCCUUCUUCUCCUUGAUUGAUGAGCUCAAGAAGUCAUGAAUUAUUUUCUGUUUGUGCAGGUUUCAUUGUCUGGCCAUGCAGGAGAGUUAGUUUUAUUGCCAUUAUUCUGUGUACAAUGAUUUGACUUUUAUGUUUCUCAGUUGCCAGAGUUUGAGGAGUAAUUCUAACAAUUGGAUCUUAAACCUUUCUUUUUAGGUACAUUUAAGCUUGUGCACAGCAGGCAACUACACGCUUGGUGUAUCCAUUACCGUUGUAAACUCAUGUUCCAGACAGCAGAGGAAGCACGGUAGCGAAGAGAGAUACUCAACAAGAAAUACUUUAGCUAAUAACAUGGUGAUUUUGCGUUAGAUAAACUGUAACAAAUGUCAAAUUCUUUGUUUAAAUUCGUUUAUUGUUUCCAAGUUAAGUCUCUGUAUCCACCAGUUAUUUGCUUUUCAUUCUCUCUUUCUGUCUGAGGACCCAACAUCUCUGACUAGAUACAACCUUUCUCAAACAUAUGUA
Messenger RNA from Eutrema salsugineum, 1780 nucleotides. RefSeq lists its product as uncharacterized. NCBI's taxonomy places the organism in Eukaryota, Viridiplantae, Streptophyta, Magnoliopsida, Brassicales, Brassicaceae. The record is from RefSeq and is a predicted model, not a curated record. Bases 245 to 685 code for a protein of 146 amino acids. The transcript has 2 exons.